AGAAGUUCCAGAAAUGUCAUUCACAGUUCCAGAAACAUCUCACUGUGGCUUCCCUUCAAUCUUUCUCUAUAAAAAAAAAAAUAUAUAUAUAGACUGUGGAAAUCAGUCCCGACUGUCUCAGGCAAUUGGAGUAUAAAUGAACCCUAGCCAGAACAGCGAGAGUGUAUUUGUGUGUGUGAUGUAUGUAUGUGUGAUGUGGUAUGUGGGGGCACGUGUGUGGUGUGAUGUGUGUGUGCACAUGUAUGUGUGCUUGCGUAUAUGUAUGUGAAGGAGUGAGCACUCAACUGUGUUUGCGUGUGUGUGGUAUGUUGUGCUGCAGUUUGUGUGUGUGUGAUGUGUGUGUGCAUGUGUGAUGUGUGUACGUAGUAUAAGGUGUGUGUGACAUGUGUGCAUGUGUAUAUGUGUAUGAGGGAAUGACACUCGUGUGUGCACGUGUGGUAUGUUGUGCAGUGUAAUGUGUGUGCACGUGUGAUGUGUGUAGUAUGAGGUGUGUGUGACGUGUGUGCACAUGUGUAUAUGUGUAUGAGGGAAUGACAUUCAUGUGUUUGUGUGCGUGGUAUGUCGUGGUGCAGUGUAAUGUGUGUGUGCAUGUGUGAUGUGUGUAUGUAGUGUGAGGUGUGUGUGACGUGUGCACAUGUGUAUAUGUGUAUGAGGGAAUGACACUUGUGUGUGCAUGUGUGGUAAGUUGUGCUGUGUAAUGUGUGUGCAUGUGUGAGGUGUGUAUAUAGUAUGAGGUGUGUGUGACGUGUGUGCACAUGUGUAUAUGUGUAUGAGAAUGACAGUCAUGUUUGUGUGUGUGUGGUAUGUUGUGCAGUGUGUGUGUAAGUGUAAUGUGUGUGUGGUGGGAUGUGGUGUGUGUGUGCCUGUGAUGUGGUGUGUAUAUAGUAUGAAGUGUGUGUGUGGCAUGUGUGCAUGUGUAUACAUGUAUGAGGGAAUGACACUCGUGUGUGUUUGCACGUGUGUGGUAUGUUGUGGUGCAGUAUGCAUAUGCGUGUGACGUGUGUGCAUGUGUAUGAGGGAAUGACACUCGUGUUCACACAUGUGUGGUAUGUUGUGGUACAGUGUAUGUGUGUGCACGUGUGAUGUGUGUAUGUAGUAUCAGGUGUGUGUGACGUAUGUACGUGUGUAUACGUGUAUGAGGGAAUGACACUCAUAUGUUCGUGCGUGUGUGGUGUGUUGUGGCGCAGUAUGUGUGUGUGCACGUGUGACGUGUGUAUGUAGUAUCAGGUGUGCACGUGUAUAUGUGUGUGAGGGGUGAGGUGAAGUGAGUGCCUCCGUGGACUGUGCUAGGCCUAGACGCCCCCGGCCUGCGGCAGCCUUUACUUCUGAACCACUUCUCGCCAUCGGUUUUUGCUCUGGCUGUUGUGACAUGCUGACUGCCUCACACAUCUUAUGUUCAGAGCCGGGAUGGGAGGUUCCAGUUCUGACUGCCUUAAAUAUGGAGAGUUGGGAUCAGACGAUCUGCUUCUAGAAGUGGACUCUAGAGCAUGUGACUUCAUGUCUUUGUUGUCAGCUUCCUCGUUUGUAAGAUGGGUAUAAACAGUCUCAUGGGACUGUUUUCAGGAUGGAAGGAGAUGCUGGAUAUGACAAAACUCUGCAAAAUACAAACCAGUUGAAACAGUUGCUGUCGCGUCAACUCCAGCUCAUGGUGACCCCAUGUGUGUCAGGGUAGAACUGUGCUUUUAAUGGCUGAUUUUUCAGAAGUAGAUCACCAGGCUUUUUUUCUGAAACACGUCUGGGUGGACUCAAACCUCCAACCUCCAACUUUGGGGUCAGCAGUCGAGUGCAUUAACCAUUUGCCCCACCCAGAGACUCCUAAAGUGCUGUAAGCACCCGAAUAUUAGAAAACAGGUCCCUGCUUGAAUCCAUCUCAGAGUGGGAGUAGGGGCGGGCAUCAAGCAGAAGGAGCAAGAUGAGUAAACAGCAAACAGGACUUAAGGGGUGAGGAAGGGCAGCAGACAAGCCUUAGCUGGGAAGGCUCCUGCAAGAGGUGGUUUCCAAAGGAGAAGGGGCAGAUGGGAAGGUAUAGGGUGUUUCCCUUCUCCCGUGCAGAAAAACCCCUGGCUGAGGGACAGAUGCAAUUUGAUCUGGAGGCUGCAUCUUCUCCUGUGCUCAGCCAGCUGAACCAUCAGCAGACAGGCUGUCAAGGGGCUGCCACUGCACCUUCCCAACCAGGACAGAUCCUGGCUAGGAACUGGGCCAAGUCAGGGCCUCCUGCAGCCCAGCUCUCCUGCCGGCAAAGGAGAUUUAGGCACCAGCAAGAUGUUCUUUUUGAAUUCAGUCCAUGCACCUGGGCCCCAUCUACAGCAGCUCUCGUUUUACCAACACCUCCUCUCCCCACUCAGGCUUCCUGUUUUGAAACCACCAAUAGACGGAAACUGUGAGUGCUGCCGCUUUAACGGCUCAAGCUGUGUGUGAGAGUGUGUGCGCUGUGUGAAUGUGAAUGUGCGCUACGUGAACAUGUUUACAGUGUGUGUGCCGUGUAAAUGUGUGUGUGUGUGCUGUGUGAAUGUGUGCUGUGUGAAUGUGCGCUAUGGGAACGUGUGAGAGUGUGUGCUAUGUGAAUGUGUGUGUGAAUGUGUGUGCUGCGUGAAUGUGUGUACCUGUGUGAAUGUGUGUGUGCUGUGCGAAUGUGUGUACUGUGUGAAUGUGUGUGUGCUGUGUGAAUGUGUGUGUGUGCUGUAUGUGUGUGUGCUGUGUGAAUGUGUGUGUGCCGUGUGAGUGUGAACGUGUGCUAUAUGAACAUGUGAGAGUGCAUGCUAUGUGAAUGUGUGUGUGCUGUGUGAAUGUGUGUGCUGUGUGAAGGUGUGUAUGCGUACUAUGUGAAUGUGUGAACCUGUGUGUGUGCUGUGUGAAUGUAAAUGUGUACUGUGUGAACGUUAUGAGUGUGUGCUGUGUGAAGCUUUUUGUGUGUGCUGUGUGAAUGUGUGUGUACUGUGCGAAUGUGUGUAUGUACUAUGUGAAUGUGUGUGUACUGUGUGAAUGUGUGUGUACUGUGUGAAUGUGUGUAUGUACUGUGUGAGUGUGUGUGUGUACUGUGUGAAUGUGUGUAUGUACUAUAGUAUGUGAAUGUGUGUGUACUGUGUGAAUGUGUGUAUGUACUGUGUGAGUGUGUGUGUGUGUACUGUGUGAAUGUGUGUAUGUACUAUAGUAUGUGAAUGUGUGUGUACUGUGUGAAUGUGUGUAUGUACUAUGUGAAUGUGUGUAUGUACUGUGUGAGUGUGUGUGUGCUGUGUGAAUGUGUGUGUGUACUGUGUGAAUGUGUGUGUGUGCUAUGUGAAUGUGUGUGUGUACUGUGUGAAUGUGUGUGUACUGUGUGAAUGUGUGUGUACUGUGUGAAUGUGUGUGUACUGUGUGAAUGUGUGUGUGUACUAUGUGAAUGUGUGUGUGUACUGUGUGAAUGUGUGUGUGUACUGUGUGAAUGUGUGUGUACUGUGUGAAUGUGUGUGUACUGUGUGAUGUGUGUGUACUGUGUGAAUGUGUGUGUACUAUAUGAAUGUUUGUGUGCACUAUGUGAAUGUGUGUGUGUACUGUGUGAAUGUGUGUGUACUGUGUGAAUGUGUGUAUGUACUGUGUGUGUACUGUGUGAAUGUGCGUGUACCGUGUGAAUGUGUGUGUGUACCGUGUGAAUGUGUGUAUGUACUGUGUGAAUGUGUGUGUGCUGUGUGCAUGUGUGUGUACUCUGUGAAUGUGUGUAUGUACUAUGUGAAUGUGUGUGUGUGCUGUGUGAAUGUGUGUACUGUGUGAAUGUGUGUAUGUACUAUGUGAAUGUGUAUAUGCACUGUGUGAACGUGUGUGUGCUGUGUGAACGUGUGUGUGCUGUGUAAAUGUGUGUGUGCUGUGUGAACAUAUGCGUACAGUGUGAAUGUAAAUGUGUACUGUGUGAAUGUUAUGAGUGUGUGCUGUGUAUGUGGGCUUGUGUUGUAUGAGUGGGUGUGUGUGCAUGUGAAAAUGUGUGUCAAUGUGUAUAUGUGAGUGGGUAGAUUGUGUGUGGUUGUAUGAUAGCAUGUGUGUAUGUAGGUGUGACCGUAUUAGUAUAAUUGUGCGGGAGCAUGUGUUUCAUAUACAUUAACGUGUGUGACUGAGUGUGUGUGAGUAUGUGUUGUGUGAGUGCAUGAGCAUGUGUUGUGAAACCCCUUCGGGCAUGUGUGUCUGUGUGUGUGAGCAUGUGUGAGUGUGUGUGUGAGCAUGAGUGGAUGGAACAGCCUGGGGAAAAGCAGUGAGGCAGAGCUCUGCCCUUGCAGGGAGAUGACGGAUUGGCGUGGGGAGGCUCCACGGCAGCCACUGCCUCCCAGCGAACAUGUCUCCUGAGCAGCAAGAAGGAAGAGCCCUGUGAAAUUAGUGUGCACAAGCACAUAAGAGAGGACUGCCGAGGCCUUUCCUGUCAUCACUAAAAACUCGUCUCUUGACUUGUAGAAGAGUCUUUUUUUUCUUUCCAAGAUUUAAAACAGAAAUAAUUUCUUACCACUCCGAAGUGGCUUCUUGAGGAACUAGGUCACAUAAUAGACUAGACUCCAAGCCCCCCUAACUUGAAGGGCAGGGGCUGUGUUUAGUCCAUGUCUUUAUCCUCAGUAUCUAGCAGAGUUUGUGGCAGGUAGAAGGGGUCCAGGGAGUUCAUUUAGCAAGCAUUUAUUUGGUGCUUACUAUGCACCAAGGAUUGUUCAAAGUUCUUGGGAUUCAAACAGAUCAUAAAGAAGCCUCUGGUCUGAGGUAACAUGGAGUCACUGGGAGAGACCAUUGUAAGUGAGUAAAUAUAUCAGUGUGUCACGGCUGCUAAUGUUGGCUGAAAGAAUGGAUUCCUUUUAAGGCCCUUUCUUUGGCUUUUCAGAUGAAGCUCUGGAUUUUUUUUUUCUGGCUUCUGUAGAGGGAAGGCCAUUAUCAAUAUGCCUUCCUUCAUUUACAAAGAUAGUAUUAUUGGCCCAUGUUUUUUAAAAACAAAAAUUUUCUCAUGCUAGAAUGAAGAAAACCAAAGACACAAAGGAAAGAUUAGUCCACAGGACUAAUGGACCACAACUACUACAACCUCCACCAGGCUGAGCCCAGAGCAACUAGAUAUUGCUGGGCUACCACCACCAACUGCUCUGACAGUGAUCACGAUAGAGGCUGAAAUAGAGUGGGAGAAAAAUUAGAACAAAAUUCAAAUUCAUUUUUAAGAAAAGACCAGACUUGCUGGUCUGACAGCCUGGAGAAACCCCAAGAGUAUGGCCCCAGACACCCUUUUAAAUCAGUACUGAAGUCACUCCCAAGGGUCACCCUUCAGCCAAAGAUUAGACAGGUCUGUAGGGCAAACAAUAACGUGAGGAAUGUGCCUCGUAGUUCAAUCAUCUAUUGAGAAUAAAUGGGCACAUCAGCCCAAAAGAAAAGACCAGAAGGGAAGAAGGUACAGGAAAACUGGCAUUGGGGUGGAGAAAGGGAGAGUGUUGACACAUCACGGUGCUGGCAACCAGAGUCACAAAACAAUUUAUGUAUUCAUUGUUUAAUGAAAAACUAAUUUGCUUUAUAAACUUCCACCUAAAACACAAUAAAAAAAAAUUUCUCCUUGUAAGAAAAUAUAAAUGCACUUGAAAACACUAUGCUGAGUGAAGUAAGCCAGUCACAAAAGGACAAAUAUUGUAUGAUCUCACUUAUGUGAAAUAUCUAGAUAAGCAAAUGUAUCGAGACCAAAGUUUAUUAGUGGUUACCAGGGACAGGAGGGAGGGGGAAAAGGAGAACCAUUGUUUAGGAAGCAUGGAGUAUCUGUUAAUGGCAAUGGUAGAUUUGGCAGUGGAUACUGGUGAUGGUUGCACAACAUGAUGAAUAUAAUAAAAAAAAUAGAAAAUAUAAACAGGUGAAUUUCUUUCUCUGGCCAUGCCACCUCCCACCUCAGUGCUGGCCUCUUGCCAGCUUCUUGUACUUUCAUUCCUUUCCUCCAUUGUACCUGCUGUUCCUUCUCCUUUCGUAUCUGGAUGGCAAAAUUCCACUCAUCUAUCAAGGCCCAGCUCAAAUCCCACCUUCUCUGUGGGCAGAGUUAAUCUGUCCCUCUUGGCAAUCCACCCACACACCUUAAACUACCAAGUGAGCAUGUAUAUGACAGGCAUUAUGAUUGUUUGUUCCGUAUUUGUCCUCUGUCUCAACCAUGAGGUCCUUGAGGCCAGGAACUAUGUCUUUAUCACUGAGUUCCCCAGAGCCUGGCAUGAGGCCUGGUCCUUCUUAGCUGUUCAGUAUAUAUGGAAUGGAUAAGCAGAUGGAUGGGUAGGCAGAUGAAUGAUGGAUGGUUAGAUGGAUACCCCUUUGCCUGCCUUUCUGUAAUGAAAAGUACACAGUAAAGAGAUGACAGCCCAGGAUAAGGGGUGUAGACCAAGGCCUAGGGACCAGGCAAGGGGAGAAGUUUUAACAGUGAGUAAGAUUGAGUCUGGGCUUCUUUCACAUUUCUAUAAAUGACCUGGAUAAGGAAGUUUAGAGCAAAACUCACAUGUCUACGGAUAGCACAAAGUUCUGUCUGUAGUAAAUGCCACUGCAGUAGGGACAGACCUCCUAAGAUAUGAGUUGGCAAAGAAGUGGGAGGCGGUUUCAGUAUGAGCCAAUUCAAGCCAGUGCAUUUAGGCAGAAGUUAUCCAAGGUAUAAGAUGGCAUCAUUGGCAAGAAGGAAAAAGGACCUGGGAGUCACUCCAUUCAAUGAAUUAAGCACCUACUAUGUGUUGUGCUUUGUAUUCGAGACUGUACCUCCUGCCCAUGACAAUCUCACAGUCUUAUGGAGGGGAAUGUUCCCAGUGUAGUGGGGGACACAGACAGAAGGAAAUAACUAGAGACCAGCCUGAUAAGUGCUGAUGUUGUUGUUAGGUGCCAUCAAGUCAGUUCCAACUCAUAGCAACCCCUGCAUUGUAUUCAAGACUGUACCUCCUGCCCAUGACAAUCUCACAGUCUUAUGGAGGGGAAUGUUCCCAGUGUAGUGGGGGACACAGACAGAAGGAAAUAACUAGAGACCAGCCUGAUAAGUGCUGAUGUUGUUGUUAGGUGCCAUCAAGUCAGUUCCAACUCAUAGCAACCCCUGCACAACAGAAUGAAACACUGCCCAGUCCAGCGCCAUCCUCCCAAUUGUUGCUGUACUUGAGCCCAUUGUGGUAGCCACUGUGUCAAUUCAUCUCGUUGGGGGUCUUCCUCAUUUUUACUGACCCUGUACUUUACCAAGCAUGAUGUCCUUCUCUAGGGCCUGAUCCCUCUUGUUAACAUGUCCAAAGUAUCUGAGACAUAGUCUUGCCAUCCUUGCUUCUAAGGAGCAUUCUGGUUGUACUUCUUCCAAGACAGAUUUGUUUGUUCUUUUGGCAGUCCAUGGUAUAGUCAACAUUCCUCACCAGCAUCACAAUUCAAAGGCGUCAAUUCUUCUUGGUCUUCCUUAUUCAUUGUCCAGCUUUCAUAUGCAUAUGAGGCGAUUGAAAACACCAGGGCUUGGGUCAAGUUCACCUUAGGCUUCAAGGUGACAUGUUUGGCUCUCAACACUUUAAAGAGGACUUUUGCUGCAGAUUUGCCCAAUGCAGUGUGUCUUGAUUUCUUGACUGCUGCUUCCGUGUGUGUUGAUUGUGGAUCCAAAUAAAAUGAAAUCCUCAACAGCUUCAAACUUUUCUCUGUUUAACAUGAUGUUGCUUAUUGUUCCAGUUGUGAGGAUUUUUGUUUUCUUUAUGUUGAGGUGUAAUCCAUACUGAAGGCUGUGGUCUGCAUCAGUAAGUACUUCAAGUCCUCUUCACUCUCAGGAAGCAAGGUUGUGUCAUCUGCAUAACGCAGGUUGCUAAUGAGUCUUCCGCCAAUCCUGAUCCCUCGUUCUCCUUCAUAUAGUCCAGCUUCUCGGAUUAUUUGCUCAGCAUCGUGACUGAAUAGGUAUGGUGAAAGGAUACAACUCUGACACACGCCUUUUCUGACUUUAAACCAUGCAAUAACCUCUUGUUCUGUUUCAAUGCUGCCUCUUGAUCCAUGUACACAUUCCUCAUGAGCACAAUUAAGUGUUUCAGAAUUCCCAUUCUCCGCAAUGUUAUCCAUGAUUUGUUAUGACCCACACAGUCGAAUGCCUUCAUAGUCAGUAAAACACAGGUAAACAUGUUUUUGUUAUUCCCUGCUUUCAGCCAGAAUCCAUCUGCUAUCAGCAAUGGUAUCCCUGGUUCCAUGUCCUCUUCUGAAUCCGGCUUAAGUUUCUGGUAGUUGCCUGUCGAUUUACUGCUGCAGCCACUUUUGAAUAAUCUUCAGCAAAAUUUUGCUUGCAUGUGAUAUUAUUGAUAUUGUUCGAUAAUUUCUGCAUUUGAUUGGAUCACCUUUCUUGGAAAUAGGCAUAAAUAUGGAUCUCUUCCAGUCAGUUGGCCAGGAAGCUGUUUCCAAAUUUCUUGGCAUAGGCAAGUGAGCACUUCCAGUGCUGCAUCCAUUUGUUAAAACAUCUCAAUUGGUAUUCCGUCAAUCCCGGAGCCUUGUUUUUCACCAAUGCCUUCAGUGCAGCUUAGUGCUAAUAGAGGAAUAUUAUAAUGUGCUGUGCGUCCUCCAAGGACAGCUGCUCUGCUGGGGUGAGAUGACAGUGGGGAAGGGUUCAUUCCUUCAUUCAUUCAGUCCUUACUCAUUUAAUGAACACUGCAGGACAUUGACUGUGUGCUAAGUCCUAAAGGCACACGGUUAAACAGAUACGGGUCCUUAUCUCCAAAGAGCUAUAGUCCAGUGGAGGAUAAGGAUAGUAAAGUGUAAGAAGGGCCACUGGGGAGGUUUGUGAGGAGGUGAACCCUCAACUUAGUCUUAAAGUCAUCCUUUGAGUUGUUGCAAGGAAAAAAAGUCACAAAGUUUAGUAAAGCAAAAAGAAAGUUUUAUUCAGCAUAUAUUCAAAAAGGUAAAAGUGGGAAAUCGGACAAGCACACUGCCAGAGCCAUGUCUGCCUGAGCCAAAGGAAGUAUUACAGAAUAAGCAAAAGUGGGCAAACGGACAAACAUGCUGCCACAGCCAUGUCUGCCCAAGUCCAAGGAAAUUACAGAAUCAUCAGUAUACAUCAACAUUACAAAAUGAGUAAAAUCAUUGAAAGCUUCACCUUUUCACUGAUUGGCUAAAAACUGUGAGAUUAACCUGAUUCUGCAUGUUGAAUCAUCUUUCAUAAUAAUCAUUGGUACAGAUUUCAGUAACGACAGUCAGGAAAGCCAUCAUUGGUCCGACAGAUUUUCUAUUCACUAAAUGCUAAUAGAAAAAGGUAAGAGUGGAAAGUCUUUUGUGUUCUGUUUGAUUGGUUUAUGUGAAAGGGUCCCUAAAAGAUAUUUUCCAAGAUUGUCCUAGCUAUUGCUUUCAUAUCUCAGGGCCCAGUUGAUGUGUCCUGUGAGUCCUUGUGAGUCCAGCUGCAGCUGGGUCACAUUCUCUUUGCUCAAGGAUAGAGAAUAAUAACUCCAAUAUUAUUUCCUAAAUCAAAGUUCAGUAGGCAGAAAAGAGGAGAUGUGGGCAGAUAGUCCCAGUAGAGAAAACAAAGCGAGCAAAGUUCAACACAGUAUCAGGGAGUGUUAGGGGACUGCAGAGGCUUCUCUGGCUGAAGUAUAGGCCAUGUAGGGGUGGGGGUACAGAGGAAGGCAGCCAGGCUGAUGGAAGCCAGCAUGGGCUGUGGCUCGAGCUUUGGGGACCCUCUGAAGGAUUUCACAUAAGACAGUGGCAUGAUCCAGGUUGGUAUUUUAGGAAGAUUAUUCUGGCUUCAGUGGAGGAUAGACUGGGAAUUGGAGAAUGGCAGCGAGGGUGAAACCAGCAGCCCAGCUGUUGCUAUUAUCAGGUGCCAUCAAAUCAUUUCCAACUCAUAGCAACCCUUCGUAGAACAGAACGAAACACUGCAACGCCAUGCUUACAGCCGUUGUUUUGCUUGAGCCCACUGUCGCAGCCACUGUGUCAGUCCAUCUCAUUGAGGGUCUUCCUCUUUUUUGCUGACCCUCUACUUUACCAAGAAUGAUGUCCUUUUCCAGGGACUGAUCCCUCCUGAUAGCAUGUCCAAAGUAUGUGAGACAUAGUCUCACAUUCCUUGCCUCUAAGGAGCAUUCUGGUUGUACUUCUUCCAAGACAGAUUUGUUCGAUCUUUUGGCAGUCAAUGAUGUAUUCAAUAUUCUUCGCCAACACCACAAUUCAAAGGGAUCAGUUCAUCUUGGUCUUCCUUAUUCAUUGCCUAGCUUUCACAUGCAUAUGAGGUGAUUGAAAACACCAUGGCUUAGGUCAGCUGCACCUUAGUCUUCAAGGUGACAUCUUUGCUUUUCAGCACUUUAAAGAAGCCUUUUGCAGCAGAUUUGCUCAAUGCAAUGCGUCUUUUGAUUUUUUUUUUUUACUUCCAUAGGCGUUGAUUGUGGAUCCAAGUAAAAUGAAAUCCUUGACGACAUCAGUCUCUUCCCCAUUUAUCAUGAUGUUGCUCAUUGGUCCAGUUGUGAGGAUUUUUGUUUCCUUUAUGUUGAGGUGUAAUCCAUACUGAAGGCUGUGGUCUCUGAUCUUCAUCAGUAAGUGCUUCAAGUCCUCUUCACUUUCAGCAAGCAAGUUUGUGCCAUCUGCGUAACGCAGGUUGUUAACGAGCCUUCCUCCAAUCCUGAUGCCCCGUUUUUCAUAUAGCAGCCAAGAGAACCUCUAAAUCAUCCAAGCAAGAGCUUCUGUGUUGAGUAGAAUGAAGGAAAUGGACCUGGAAUGACUUGUUGUUGUUAGCUGUCAUUGUGUUGGCCCUCAACUCAUGACAACCCCAUGCACAACAGAACAAAAUGAUGCCCUGUCUGCACCAUCCCCAUGAUCUGCUGCGGAUCAGACCCUUGUGAUCCAUGAUCCAUAGGGGUUUUCCUGGCUGAUUUUGGAAGUAAAUUGCCAAGCUUUCUCCCUAGUCCAUCCCAGUCUGGAAGACCUGCUGAAACCUGGGUAGCAUCAUAGCAACACACAAGCCUCCACCUACAGAUGGGUGGUGAAUGCGCCUGAGGUGCAUUGUCUGGGAAUCGAACCUGGUUUCUUGCCUGGAGGGAGAUGAUUCUACCACUGUACCACCAGUGCCCACCAAUGAUUUAGGAAGUGGAAUCGUCCGGAUGAUAUUAACCAACAAAAAGCCUUGGCUUCCACAGGAGGAAGAAGUGUUCAGGCAGCAUGUGACUGGUUGGUUGUUCUCCCACGUCGGUGACCCCUUCCUGGAUGACCCUCUGCCCCGGGAAUACGUCCUAUACCUCCGCCCCACUGGCCCCUUAGCACAAACGCUUUCUGACUUUUGGCAGCAGUCGAAGCAGAUCUGCGGGAAGAACAAGGCGCACAACAUCUUCCCCCACAUCACCCUCUGCCAGUUCUUCAUGUGUGAGGACAGCAAGGUGGAGGCCCUGGGGGAAGCCCUGCAGACCACCGUCAGUCGUUGGAAAUGUAAAUUCUCAGCCCCACUGCCCCUGGAGCUCUAUACCUCCUCCAACUUCAUCGGCCUCUUCGUGAAAGAAGACAGCGCUGAGGUCCUCAAGAAGUUUGCUGCGGACUUUGCUGCAGAGGCUGCAUCCAAAACCGAAGUACGCGUGGAGCCUCAUAAGAAGCAGCUGCACGUGACCCUGGCUUACCACUUCCAAGCUAGCCACCUGCCCACCCUAGAGAAACUAGCCCAGAACAUAGACGUCAAACUCGGGUGUGACUGGGUGGCCACCAUAUUCUCUCGGGAUAUCCGAUUUGCUAACCAUGAGACAUUGCAGGUGAUCUACCCCUACAGCCCGCAGAAUGACGACGAGCUGGAGCUGGUUCCUGGGGACUUCAUCUUCAUGUCUCCAAUGGAGCAGACCAGCACCAGCGAAGGCUGGAUCUAUGGCACAUCCCUGACCACUGGCUGUUCGGGGCUCCUUCCUGAGAAUUAUAUCACCAAGGCUGAUGAAUGCAGCACCUGGAUAUUCCAUGGUUCUUACUCCAUCCUAAAUACAUCAUCUUCUCACUCUCUCCCACUUGGUGAUGGAAUACUGGAGAGGCAGCAGUAUGAGGACCAGGGACUGGGGGAGACGACUCCCCUCACUAUCAUCUGCCAGCCCAUGCAGCCUCUGAGAGUCAACAGCCAGCCUGGCCCUCAAAAGCGAUGCCUCUUUGUGUGUCGGCAUGGUGAGAGAAUGGAUGUUGUGUUUGGGAAGUACUGGCUCUCCCAGUGCUUUGAUGCCAAAGGCCGCUACAUACGCACCAACCUGAACAUGCCUCAUAGCUUACCUCAGCGGAGUGGUGGUUUCCGGGAGUAUGAGAAAGAUGCCCCAAUCACUGUGUUUGGAUGUAUGCAAGCAAGGCUCGUGGGUGAGGCCUUAUUAGAGAGUAACACCAUUAUUGAUCACGUCUAUUGCUCCCCAUCCCUGCGCUGCGUUCAGACAGCACACAACAUCCUGAAAGGUUUACAACAAGAAAAUCACUUGAAGAUUCGUGUAGAGCCUGGCUUAUUUGAAUGGACAAAAUGGGUUGCUGGGACUACGUUACCUGCGUGGAUACCUCCAUCAGAGUUAGCUGCAGCCAACCUGAGUGUUGAUACAACCUACAGACCUCACAUUCCAGUCAGCAAAUUGGUGGUUUCAGAAUCCUAUGACACUUACAUCAGUAGAAGCUUCCAAGUAACAAAAGAAAUAAUCAGCGAAUGUAAAAGUAAAGCAGGAAAUAACAUCCUGAUUGUGGCCCACGCAUCUUCCCUCGAAGCAUGUACCUGCCAACUUCAGGGUCUGUCGCCUCAGAACUCCAAGGAUUUUGUACAAAUGGUCCGAAAGAUUCCAUACUUGGGGUUUUGUUCCUGUGAAGAAUUCGGAGAAACUGGGAUAUGGCAGCUGACAGAUCCACCCAUCCUUCCUCUUACCCAUGGACCAACUGGAGGCUUCAACUGGAGAGACACUUUACUGCAAGAAUAAGCCCCAUGAGUGAACGAGAAGAAAAGCCCUUUAGAAAGCCUUUGGAGAAGUGUCUUUUUUUGAGUUGAGUCACAGUGGGAAAAUCCACACCACAUUCUAAGCGGACAGCUCAGAAUAAUUUAGCAUAUUUCCUUUCAUGCUUAAAGUUCUAUGAUGAGACCGUGUGAAUAAAAGAAAGACUUGAUUCAGGGAUAAAAUUCAUUCUCUCUGGACUCUCGCCUAGCUAACAAGGCUUUGGAGAAUGUUCUUCCUGUAUCAGGCACCUGCUACAGCAGAGGAAGUUUGCUUCCAUCCUUCUAUGCAUGGCUAAGGAGCCUCCCUCCUCCAAAGCGAACUGCCAGCCCACCCUGAGGAAGGCUGCAAGAGUAAAUACAGAGUCUGCCCAGAAGCCAGCUGGGGGACUUAGAGCUGCCAGUUUGGGGUUGGGAUUUUCUGUUGUAACUUCAUUUUUCCAUUAGGCAAAGCCAAGCUGAGAAGUCCUUUUAAGGUUAUUAGAAAAUAUGCCCCCACUGAGAGUUGUUCUUAGGUUACUCAUUACGUUCUAGCCUCACUAUGACCCCUACACCAGUGUUGCUGGCUCAAGACCCCUGUUCGAGGGCUCUAACAUUUACCCUGGUACCGCCAUGUUUUCUCUAGAGUAGCUGGCUCUUCCUGCUGGAGCCCUUUCCCCUUUAUUUCUGUGUGUGAAAUGGGGAGACCAAGAAUUGCUCUCUAAAGCACUUGUGGAUCCUCAGGAGGAAGAUAAGUAUUCGCUUGUAAAAGUAUUACACUUGUAAUUGUGAAGUAUCCCAUUGCAGAAACAAAGAACUUGCACAGUAUAAUGCCACUUGGAAUUACCUGUGUUGUAGUCUAAAAAGCCAGAGCACUUCUAAAUCACUGGGAUUUGCUUGUCUUUGUCCCUAGAGUCUAGACUGUGUUUAACUCGCUUAGGAUGUUGGCAUUUGGAAGGAACGUGUGUUAGAUAUGCUAUGUACGUCAGCAAGAAGUGCAUUCUGUGCAAUGUGUACAUCUUGACAAACCAUAGCAGGAGUCAAGUGGUUGUACACAUCUAGUACAUGUCUAACAUAACCACACAUCAACAAAUACAUCAGUUAGACCAGGGAUGUGUAAUGAAGUCAGGGAACUCAUUUAAAUGAUGGCAGCCAUGACUGCACUGCUACCUGUGCUGUCGUGGUCUUUGUUUUUCUACGGUAAUUUAAAAUAUGUAGGUAGAGCUUCUUAAGGAAGGGUAGGUGAGCCACGUUCUGUGGUUUCUCAUCCCACCUGCUCCCUACAUUUAGGGGGAGUUUAUUUAAAAGCAAAAUAAAUGACAAUCAAACCAAAAACAUCAGUUAUCGAUGUCUAUUUAAUUGUGUGACUAGCGUACUGUUGACUGCUGCCAAUUUGCAAACCAUUGGUCUGGCAUGGUGUAGUUCCCUAGGUAGAACAUGUGUGCCAAGUGAAAUCCCAGGCAUUGAAAGGGUACAUGAGUUAGGGGAAAUCAAAUCUAUACGCAUCGUGGCAUUGAAUAAGCUUCAAGCCCCAGAUGCAUAAAACGUGGUGCAUCAAAAUAGGUCUAUGCUCCUAUUUGAAACUGGAAUUUGAUAACCCCUGGAAACUAGAGGACGUGACAGGAUGCUGGCUAUGCGUGUUUAUCGGCAAGAGGAUUAUAGCCUUGUUUCUCUUUAAGUAACUUUGAAAAAUAUGUCAUAAAUUUUGUAUUUUAAGAAAAAACAUCUUGAUUUCUUCUAGCAUUGCAGAAAUACUGGUCCAGCUUCUGGGUACAGAAAUCUGCGUUGACAUCAUUCGUUAUACAAACGCUUUAACCUUAAGCUUAUGGGGAGGGGAAUGACUCCAUUAAAGGUUUUCAGAGAAAAGUCAAGUGGCAGCUAAUAUAAUGUCACUGCCAUUCAUUCUUAUGGUCGCCAUUGUUGUUAGAUGCCCUCAAGUCAGUUCCAGCUCACAGCAACCCACAGCAACAGAACAAAAUGCUGCCUGGACCUGCAUUAAAUUCACUGUUUAAUCAGGUCUAAUGUUUUGGAAACCCUGGUGGCAUAGUGGUUAAGUGCAAUAGCUGUUAACCAAGAGGUUGGCAGUUCAAAUCCUCCAGGCGCUCCUUGGAAGCUCUACGGGGCAGUUCUACUCUGUCCUAUAGGGUCGCUAUGAGUCGGAAUCGACUCCGUGGCAGUGGGUUUGGUUUUUGGUUUUUUUGAUCAUGUUUAUUAGAAAUUCUUCUUAAAUUUUCAUGGGCUUUGAAUGUUUUGAAUAAUGCUUGAAUACCUCACAUCAGAUUUCCUUGAAAACUAUAGCAGUGUGUUUGGGGCUGGGCCUCUAUUUGGGUAAAACAGAGUCCAGAAUAGUCUACCCUGUCCAUCUCGCUUGGCUGUCUUAGUCCUGGGGUGACUUUCUAAAUUAGAUCGGCUGGGCUACAAUCCUUUGUCCUUAGUCCCAUAUAGACACAGUCUUAGGUUGUGAUCUAUACAAGCAAAAAGAACCAGAGAUCUGAAAUAAUAUUUGAAUAAUUUAGGUGGAAAACGCAAUGUGCAAGAGUGUAUUCCUCUGCUUUAACUGUGCGAAUUAUUUAUCACGAGGGACUGGAGGAUCUGAAUUCACAGGAAAUUCUUAUUUCACAGUUACGUGUUUAGGAAACUCAACUUGUACUCCAGCUAAGAAAAUCUUUGGAAAUCGUGUCAAAUUAAUGUGUAAUAAAAGAAACAACAGCAUUACCUGAUUUCCUAUUCAUCCCCAAAUUCCGGGUUGUUGUUACAGUCUGAAGUAGAGGCUGUGGCUGGGUGUUUAUUAAGAACAAAUAGGGAUGAAACAAAAAAAGAGCAAAUAGAGGUUGGGGGAGGAAGGAAGAGAGAGGGAAGGAGGAAGGAAAAAAGGAGGACCUAGCCAGAUAAGAACCAAGUGAUUUCAUGCAGAGGAAAAAAAAUUCUUUUUUAAUGUAGAGUUACCUGAAACGAACUAGGGGAAAUGAAAUUAACUAAAAGAUUUAAUCUGGGAUUGAUUGUCUAAAACAGCUUCCUACCUGCAUAAGUUUGCCACGUGGAUCCCCUAAUGCCCUGGUAUUAUUCACAGAUAGGACUUUGUUUUCCGUGAUUUUAAAACGCCACGACUAUUCAUUCCUCUGUGGGUAGGAUAAUUGGCAGGUUUUAAUGCACCAGCCGGGCUUUCAUUUUCCCAGGCCCUCUUCACCACCGCUGCGCUGGUAGCUAGGAGCUUAGCGCUUCGCCCCAGUACAGUACAGUGUUUUCCAUUACAUUUAGAUUCACAGAAUCUGAAUGGCUGAUUAAAUGGCCAUCUGAUGGCUAAAAGAGGAGGGUAUUUUUCACCCUGUAGUGAAAGACUUGGAAGACUUUCUACUCUUUGUUUUAAUUAUACUUUAACCAAAGAAUUAUUUUAAAGUAAUCUUAUGUUUGAAAGAUGAUUUUGCAAAAAAAAUAAUAAUAAUUACAAAACACAAUCUUCUGGAGUGAUGUCCAUUUGGUAAUCGUUGAUAAUUUUCUCGAAUUUUCGGCUGAUGUGGUCAUUUUUGUGUGAGUGGUGUAAGGGAUGCAUUCCGACUGUCAUUGUGCUUAGCAUUACCAUAAAUGUACCUUUUCUUCUCAACUAGCUGUAUUCGUAUUAAAAUGAAACCUCUUGCUUCAAUUACCUAGUGUCACGGGCAACUAAUCGGACAACAGCAAGAGAAGAUCCUAUCUCGCCGCCUUUGUAGAAAAGGCUCCCUGCCUGGUAAAAAAGGAAGGCAUUCCUCUGUAUCUUAGGCACUCUGCGACUCCAGUGUAUAAUUUAAAAGCAGUGAUGAAUUGCUCUUUUGAAUUUAUGCUAAGAAAUGCAGGGGUUAGCAUACAGAUGAACCUCCGCUGGCUUUUCCCCCCGGGCAUCAGCAGAGUCAAGGCAGUACAGGGUCUGCAGGAACUUCUGAGAUAAUGAGGAGCAGGAUGCAGGGUCGUUUGCAUUUAAAUUGUAGUCCAGCACAUGUGGGAGAAAUAACUGGUCUACCUGGCUGCUUCUGGGGAGCCCUGGGACUGGAAGAGGAGGGAGGGCGGGGAAAAGAGCAAUUUCACAGCCUAUUCAGAUGAAUGCUCACGCUGCAAAGGUGAUGGGGAUAUUUUGUUAAGUGAGGGCAGCUGCUUUCCAUGUUUAAACAUUGGAUCAAAAUUGGAUUUGCUUCUCUUUAAUACUUAAACAUAUUGAAUUUUCCUAGGGAAGCAAUGAGCUAUAGUGAAAAUUCUAGGCAGAGGAAAAAAAAAAAGGUUGCCUCUAAAUGUAAAGGAGAUAACUUGAUUUUUAAAUACAUAUAAUGUGACGUUCAGUGUAUGUAGGUUUAAAAUUAGAGUGAUGAGUAGUCAAAUUUAAUGUGUAAUCAGUUCUUACCAAUAUUUUACACACUACCACUUAGUUGCCGUUACACACACACACACACAAAAACAAAUUUUGCAGCUGUUCAAAUAUUCAUGGGCUCUAUAAAAGAUACAUAUGUAUAACAGAAAAUGUACUGGUUCUUUCUUUCUCUGAUUGCCAGUCAAGAUGGGAACACUAUCCCAAAGCAUUUUGAUAGACCAUUCUAAUCCUGAUGUUUUUGGAGGUAUGUUGGUUUCUUUCUCAUUUAUAAAGCUAUUGUAUCAUUUUUUUCCCCAUGUAAUUCAGGUGUAUUUAUUUGAAGAAAAUGUAGCUAUUAAAAGAAAAGAAAACCACACCUAACUGUAUUGCCCAGUCCCUUGUAAACUCCCUGUGACGUCUGUGCUUUCCUGGCAGAGGGCUCUUUUCUCUAGAUACAGCUAUGGCAGCACUGUCGUGAGUUCAUUCCACUCAGUGGCCGUCUCUGUUUAAGUGGUUCAUAGAUGAUCUCGUAAAGAGAACCUGUGUUCUCAGUCAAUCCACAGCAAUCGCCUAUUAAAUUCUGGGUGGUCUUUAUUGUUAAAAUAAAAUCAAUGUUAAGCCAAUAAUAAAAUUGAUUGAAGUUUAUUUACCACGAUGUGCAAAUCAGAUUAACGCUUCUGACUUAAAGAGUAAGAAAUGCUCCAGAGAAGAAAGAUCUUCUAUAGGCUUUUUAUACCCCAGCUUAUUGUUAGUAAUUAUACAUUGCCAUAGAAACAGGGCCAUAAUAGGGUUAUAAAAUAACUUGUGGACGUGAAGGAUUCUACGCACCAUUUCUUGAAAACCAAGUGAAAUAAUCCAUGGUUGACUUUAAAGCAUAGCUUCUCAUUUAACCUUUGAGUCAUAUUGUCAAUUUGGUUAUGUAUAGAUAAUUUCUUCAAAAGAUCACAAUGCUUAUGUACAACCAAACACCUCAUGGGAUUUAGUUCCUUGGUUUGAAGGUUUAGGGUCAUAGUUUCACGGACAUCCCAGCUAAUUGGCCUAAUAACAUGUUUAGUGCUUCUGUUCUACCUCCUAGUUUGUUGCAUAGUGCCUGGCUUCUUAAAAGCUUGCAGUGGACAUCCAAGGCUUGACGAUUGGUCUCUAUUCACCCGGACAAACAGAGGAAGAAGGAGAGUCAGGAAUAGGAGGAGAAAUAGGCUAACUGCCUCCAUGAACAACAGCCUCCUUUGUCAUGAGACCAGAAGAGCUAGAUGGUGCCUGGCUACCACUACUGAACAUUUUGAUCAAAGACUCUAUAGAAGAAUCCUGAUCAAAAGGGGGUGAAAUGCAGGACAGAAUUUCAAAUUCUCAUGGACUCCAGACUUCCUGGAGCCAUGAAGGUUGGAUGAACCCCUGAAACUAUUGCCCUGAGAUAAUCUCUAAACCUUAAACCAAAAAUAUCUCCUAAAGUUAUCUUAAAAUCGAACAAUAGUUUAGCUAAACUAGUAAAAAAUGUCUACCUUGAUCAUUACGCUUUUUUAAGAACUAUAUGUGAUCAAAUCAACAGCAACUCAGAACAUUAGAUAAGAACCUCAGGUGGCAGUGAGUUUAUAUUAACGAGGAAAAAACAACUCAGAAAAGGAGGGUGAGAAUGGUUGCACAGCUCAAAGCAUGUUAUCAAUGUCACUUAAUGGUACAUGUAGAAACUGUUGAGAUGGUGUACGUUUUGCUGUGUAUAUUCUCAACAAAACAAAAUUUAGGAAAAAAGAAGAUCACAAUGCUGAAGGCAAACAUCCCCUACUAAUUAAGCUAAACUAUGGUCUGACUUAAAGAUGAAUUUCAGGGGCGAAUUUCAGUUUAAGGGUCAAGAUUUAAAGAUUACUACAAGGCAAUAGUUUCAGAUGGUCAUUUAAUCUCAAGGGCUCCAGACAGUCUGGAUCUCAUGAGAAUUUGAAAUUCUGUUCAUUUUCCUAUUGUUUUCAGAUGUUGUGCUCAUUAAGGGGCCCCGGGGGUACAAUGGUUGGGCAGCUAGCUGCUAACCUAAAGGUCAGCAGUUCAGACCCACCAGUCACUCCACAGUAAAAAAAAAAAAAAAAAAAAAAGACC
Molecule: messenger RNA, 19217 nt
Organism: Loxodonta africana (African savanna elephant)
Lineage: Eukaryota; Metazoa; Chordata; Mammalia; Proboscidea; Elephantidae
Gene: UBASH3B
Product: ubiquitin associated and SH3 domain containing B
Exons: 14
Coding region: 10905-12827 (640 amino acids)
Biological process (GO): regulation of osteoclast differentiation; collagen-activated tyrosine kinase receptor signaling pathway; platelet aggregation
Cellular component (GO): cytoplasm
Molecular function (GO): protein tyrosine phosphatase activity; protein binding
Source: RefSeq, a predicted model, not a curated record